Messenger RNA from Aspergillus clavatus NRRL 1, 2322 nucleotides. Its product is annotated as putative galactose oxidase. Gene Ontology annotation, molecular function: protein binding. Bases 1 to 2322 code for a protein of 773 amino acids. The transcript has a single exon. Lineage: Eukaryota; Fungi; Ascomycota; Eurotiomycetes; Eurotiales; Aspergillaceae. The record is from RefSeq and is a predicted model, not a curated record.
AUGAAGUUGAAAUGGGCAUCUACUUUUCUCCUGGGGACGGUGGCUGUUGAUGCCUUCAAACCCGCUGAAUUUUCCUACGAAUCCUCCGAAGCAGAGCGCAUCGACAUCGCCAAAUCCGUGACUGGCAGGAUCAAAUACCAAUCUCCUCCAGCCGAUUCGGACCUGAUUCCCAAAACGAAUGCUAAGGAUCCCAGUCAGAAUUGGAAGGUCCAAUGCUCAAGCCAGUAUGAGGGCUAUGACUGUGGUUAUGCCAUCGACGACCGAAGCGAUAGAUACUGGCAUAGCGACCCCACGAAGCAAGAGGAAGCAUCCUGGAUUGUCGUUGACCUUCGCAAGGAGUACUAUGUAUCCGGUCUGACCAUGCUGCCUCGGCUGGACAAAGAUGUCGACCACGGCCAGAUUGGCAAACACCGUAUCUCUCUCUCACAGGAUGGUGAGAUUUGGACCGACGUCGCAUAUGGCACCUGGGGAUCUAACAAGAGUCCCAAGAUGUCGGCCUUUAUUCCCAAACCAGCUCGUUUCGUGAAACUUGUUGCCGAAACUACAUCCCGUCCGGAUCGGUCACAAAUCAAGAACGGGAAGAUCGCCAUCGUUAAUCUGGCAGUUUACUCCUACAACGAAGGCACUUUUCCGGCCGAGGAUCCCAGCAAAGGUGUUUGGGGCCCCACGAUUAAUCUACCGAUUGUCCCAGUGUCAUCUGCUGUCGAACAACAUGGUGACAUUAUCAUGUGGUCUGCCUGGGCUGACGACCAGUUCUUCGCCUCUCCUGGUGGUAAGACCCUGACCACCACCAUGAACCGCGAGGGCAUCAUCACCCAGAGUGAGGUUUUCGAGACCAAGCAUGACAUGUUCUGCCCGGGUACUUCCAUGGACGUCGAUGGCAACAUUGUCGUCAGUGGUGGUGCUGACUCCGGUCGUACCAGUGUGUACAAUGGCACGGCGUGGGUGAAGGGCCCCAGCAUGGCAAUUCCUCGCGGAUAUCACGCAUCAACCACCCUGUCUGACGGUCGAAUCUUCACAAUCGGCGGGUCUUGGAGUGGCGGAGACAAGGUCGAGAAGAACGGCGAGGUCUAUGUUCCUGGUGAGACUCCAAGAUGGGAAAGACGUCCAGGCGCCAAGGUCGAGCCGAUGAUGACCGACGACCGUCUGGGAGCCUGGAGAGCCGAUAACCACCCCUGGCUAUUUGGCUGGAAAGAUGCGAGUGUCUUCCAGGCUGGUCCUAGUAAGAUGAUGCAUUGGUACAAUGUCGAUGCCAAAGACCACAAGGGUCGGAUCAAGGGUUCCGUGAGAGAGGCUGGAAAACGCAAGGAGGAUCACGAUUCCAUGUCUGGUAGCGCUGUCAUGUACGAUGCCACCAAGGGUAAGAUACUUACCUUCGGUGGCCAGCGUCACUACGAUGGCUCCUACGGUUCUAAAAACGCACACAUCAUCACUCUGGGCCUUCCCUACCAAGAGCCCAGAGUAGAGGUUGCCGGCAAAGGUCCUGAUGGUGCGAGGGAAGGUGGAAUGAACUAUGAGCGUGUUUUUCACACCUCUGUCGUUCUUCCGGAUGGAAAGGUCUUCAUUGUCGGCGGCCAGAACUGGGGCAAGCCGUUCCAUGAGGGGGAUAUCGAUUUCACGCCUGAGAUCUACGAUCCUGAGACCGACACGUUCGUGAAGCAGAGCCGUAACAACAUCAAGCGUGUCUACCACAGUAUCUCCAUGUUGCUGCCCGACGCUACCGUUCUUAAUGGUGGAGGUGGUCUCUGCGGGAACUGCUCUGCCAACCACUACGAUGCUGAGAUCUUCACUCCACCAUACCUCUUCAAUGCCGAUGGCAAGAAAGCCGCCCGACCAGAGAUCUUAAAGAUCAUCAACGGAAAUUUGAGAGUCGCCGUUGGCAAGGUACUAAGAUUUGAAACAGACUCUGCAAUCAAGUCUGCCUCCCUGGUCCGUGUCGGAACAACCACCCACACCGUCAACACCGACCAGCGUCGUGUGCCCCUGGUCCUUAAUUCAUUGCCGCAAAAUAGAUACACUGCUCGGCUUCCGGACGACGCUGGUAUCAUUCUUCCUGGGUGGUAUAUGCUGUUCGCUAUGAACGCUCAGGGUACCCCCAGUGAGGCGAAGAUGGUCAAGGUUGAACUCCCUUCUGGUCAUCGGUAUGAGUCUAGCAAAUACACGGAAGCGGAGGGAGAGAAAGAUCUCACAUCCGGCAAUAUUGGAGGAUCUCACUACUGUGACGACGACGAUGACGCAGUUGAGGGAUCAAUGUCUUUUAUCUUUGCUCUGACCAGCAACUUCUGGAAGACCUGGAAAUCGGUCUUGAUCACUAAGGCUUGA